Amoebophrya sp. A25 is the source of this 2101-nucleotide messenger RNA. The record is from the annotation of a GenBank genome assembly. NCBI's taxonomy places the organism in Eukaryota, Dinophyceae, Syndiniales, Amoebophryaceae.
GACCAGAGUGGAGGUGCUGACUACGGCUAUGACGGUGGCUACGACCAGAGUGGCGGUUAUGACCAGAGUGGCGGUUACGACCAGAGUGGGAGUUACGACCAGAGUGGGGGUUAUGACCAGAGUGGGGGUUACGACCAGCGUGGGGGUUACGACCAGAGUGGCGGUUAUGACCAGAGUGGGGGUUACGACCAGAGUGGGGGUUACGACCAGAGUGGGGGUUACGACCAGAGUGGGGGUUACGACCAGAGUGGGGGUUACGACCAGAGUGGGGGUUACGACCAGAGUGGGGGUUACGACCAGAGUGGGGGUUACGACCAGAGUGGGGGUUACGACGACACUGGUGGUUAUGGCACUGGCACAGCAGCUACCGACCAGUAUGGAUAUGGAGAAGCAGGGGAUGGUGCACAGUAUGUUACGACAACUAGAACUGAAUACUUACUUGGUGUUCUUGUUCUUCCGAUUAUUUUCAUCAUUCAAGAACCAUGCAUUUCUACUAUAGCUAUCUCAUAGAUAUCAUCAGGUUCUAGUAGCACUCAUCUACUCCGCCCUUGUUAAUCAGCAACAUAAUCAUCUAAGCUUAAUCUUCCUUUUCCGCAAGGGGUCUUCCUUUUUAUAUGGUUGGGGCUUAGGUCCAGCGACGCUUAAAGCACUAGUAAAGUAAAACGAGGACCGGCUAGCUUUCCCUCUAUCCUUAGGCUUAUCCCUUCAAACAACAUAAUCAUCUAAGUUUAGACAAGACGAACAAGAAUGGGAUGAAAAUGCCGGUUAUUACGAUGAGAAAGGGCAGUGGGUUGACGGCUGGGGAGAAGAUGGCUAUAACUACGUUAAGGCUACUAGAUCAUGCUUCUGGAAGAUCGUUACAGUAAAAGUAGUAUUUGGUCCAGGUCCUCUACCUCUUUAUCGUUAUUCAUCCUCAGGACCAGCGGUAAAAGUUCAGUAGCUCUAGCUCCAUUGAAAAUGAGUCAUAAAUCAUAGAUACAAGAAAAGCGUCCAGUAGCUCUAGCUCCAUUGAAAAUGAGUCAUAAAUUAUAGAUACAAGAAGAGAAUCCUCGACCUCCUCUUCUUCAUCUAAGUUUCAUGACGGUAGUGGAGCAGGGGAGGAAUACUACGACGAUGGGAGCGGUCAAUAUUACGACGACGGCAGUGGAGCUGUGGCUGCAGCAGGGCCUAGCGUGUUGAAUUUCGUCGACGAGCGAAAUCCUGCGGAACCGGACCAGAAGGAUUUAGAGUUCAUGGGAGCGGCAUUAUUCGACAAAAUCGAGAGAGACGCACAUAAUCUUCAUUAUGCUGUUGUAUUGUUUGUGACCUUGAUGUUGCUAGAUGAAGGGAUGAAGAUGAACAACGAGAUCAAAAUAGAAGGAUACAAUUCUCCUGAUUAAGAUAGUUGUUAGUAACUGAUACUGAUGAAUACUAGGUUUUGGUCUUACUUGUAUUCAAACUUCACCAUAUUAAUCAAGAAUGAUGAAUCAUUUGAAUACAAUUUUCAUGUAGCUGGGGUGGAACAAGAUCAAGUUGUAGUUGCUUCAUCGGUUUUUACCGAUCGAUGUAACAUCUCGUGACCAUAAUUCAUGCCAGACUAAUGUGACCAGUAUCUACUUAGUAUUUUAAUCAUCGCUCAUUUUGUAGGAGUCAUGCAGAAUAGAGACUUCAUUUUGAUGAGCUGACGGUUACGAGUCUAAUCCUAAUACGGUCUGUUUGGCGAGAGCAAUCCUAAUCCAGACGCGGCCUUUGGCACUCUCAUAUUAUGGUCAACGUUUAGACAUAAAAAUAAAGUAAAGCAACCGGCUAGCUUUUUCUCUAAUCUUAGGUCUAUCCCUACAUGCAAAUCAUGUAGUGCUUUCCAUCUUUCCCAGCAUCUCUUUGGUGCCGUCCUUCUGCUCCCAACAACGACAUAGAAAUGAAAAUACGACACAAGCGAACAAAAGGUACUAUCCUCGUAUACAACUCCUUCUCCCAAGGAAAAAACAGAAAUUUUUCAAGGGAAGAGGUACUAGUACUAGUAUCGAGAUCUUCAUGGGACCAGCAGGACCAAGCUAGACGAAUAAACGCUGACUCUAAUCUCAGAGCGCGAAUUGGGUGAGCCUGGGCGUAGAGGGGGACG